AUGGGCGGCUUGGUGGCACUCUGGUUCCUGCUGGAUAUUGAGAAGAGUGCGUUCCACUGGGUUUGGGAGGACGUGUACCUGCGAUGGCAGAUGUAUGGGCGUGUCUGGUGGGCGCGCCAGCAGCGCCAGCUUCGUUUGGCGGCGGCCGAGGCGGCAGCAACGGCAGAUACCGUCGAAUCAGCCGAGAGAAUCGUCGCCUCAGAGUUGCUUGACCUCUUCAUCGCGUUCGGCUCGCUUGAAGCCUCUCUGCCGGCUGAUAAGAUCUAUGCCCUUCUCGCCCUGGUUCCUUACAAAAGCCUGCCACCUCACCUAACACCCAACUAUGAUCUCCCCUUCAGGACCGUGUAUCACGACUACGCGCAGUUCGUGCUGCAGCACACCGGCAACAUCAACAUCAUUGCCUACUUCCCCCCACUCGGCGGAGACGCGCCCUCCUGGGUUCCCGAUUUCCGUGAGCAGAUCGAGAACGACCGCUCCGGCGACUCCAAGGGUCCUGGCCACGUCGACAUAUCCCCCGACGGCCUCGAGCUGACAGUCCGGGCGUAUGAUCUCGGCGAGUGUAUCAGCGUCAUGUCCCGUCCGACAGAAGGCGUCGAGUACGGCAUUCGCGGCUACCCGACCCGCUGCCCAGACCUGCGCGACGUCGCGGCGCGGGUCGACCAGGAGAUUGUCACGCGCACAGCCGAACUCCGCAGUGAGGACGUGGACGUCAUCCUCGAGGAGUGGCUCGGCCUCCCUACGUCGACGACAGACCCCGACCUGAGGCCCAUGUGGGAGCGCGCGAGGCGCGAGCUUCUGCACAAGUCCGACGGCGUCGGGGAGGAAGACGACGAGCUGCGCUUCUGGCUGAAGCUGGCUACGACGGCGUUCAACUCGUUCGCCACGUCGACGGGUCUGCUGCUCUACUACAGCUACAACAACUGGGGCCGCCUCGAUCCGCCGGCCGUCGGCGACCGCGUCGUGUGGGUGGACGGGAGUCACUUUGCGUUUGUGCUGCGGCCGGUCGAGGGGGGCAAGUUUCGGUUUGUGUGCUGUAGCGAGUACUGCUCCGAUACGCUGGUAGUCAAUGCGAUGAAAAGGAGUGGGUUGGAAGGACAGACGCCUUUCACGUUGGUUUAG
Molecule: messenger RNA, 1119 nt
Organism: Verticillium dahliae VdLs.17
Lineage: Eukaryota; Fungi; Ascomycota; Sordariomycetes; Glomerellales; Plectosphaerellaceae
Exons: 1
Coding region: 1-1119 (372 amino acids)
Source: RefSeq, a predicted model, not a curated record